UUGUGUUCAAACAGUUCUUGUUUAUGCAAUAUGUUGAAAAAGUUGCAAUGCCUUAUUGUAAAUAUAAAGCGUGAAUGCUGUUUUUAGAUGAGCAGUAUGGAUUUGUUAGCCAUAACAGAUUAGUUUGUAUAGCAGUGCAUCCCUAUAGAAACUUGAUUUUAAGAUUAUAAUAUAGACAUAAUUUGGUCAAGAUUUUUAGUUGUCAGAAUCGAACCGAGUCCUUAAAAGUGUGUUUAUUUCGCAUGCAUAUAUUCCUACUUAUUAAACUCAUUUCAUAUGCUUGUUCCCUGGGACGAUGAUGGUUGUCUGCGAUGAAAGAAAUAUUUGCUUCUGCGGGCUGGUUGAAAUGUGACGCAUCGUAAUCCCAGUGACAGCUGCAGAAAGAUGAGCCAUGCAUACACAGAAAGAGAGAGAGAGAGAGAUGAUUAGAAGAACUGCACAGUGACUCAACCAUAUGCAUUGAAAAACAAGCAAGGACGUAGAGCUUUAAUGGAGACUGGAAAGUUUAUUGCUGACUGUGAGAUUACGGCUGGUUGAACCUCACCUGAAGCCUACAGAGACUUAACUUGAGUUGAAGGCCUGCGUCUCUCACAGAAAGCCUCACUUGUGGAUCUGUUCAAGUUUCUGUUCUCAAACAUCCUCGACUCUCCACAGAAACGCUGUCGACUGAAGGAAAUGUGUGAGGUUCAGCACAUCAGGCCUUUGUGAAUACGUUUAUGAAGUGCAACGUGUGUGUCGCCGUGUGCGUGUUUAAGAGUUUGUCGUUGUGGCAAUGGGGAGUUCUGCAUCAUCUCUGACUACGAACAGAGAUUCAGAUCACGGGUUCGGCAGCGCUUCGUUUCCUCCGGCCGCUCCGAUGGGCUGGCUCAGAACCAGCCACAGCAGUCCGGUGUGGGGAACCACUUUCAUCACACGCCAACAACAACAGCAGCCGAUACCACAUAGAGAACGCAGUAACUCUCAUUCUACGGGUUCGAUGGCAGAAGUUGUGAGGAAUUCUGAUUGGUCAUGUGGACGCUGUACGUUUCUUAACUCCAGCACUUCCCUACGCUGCUCCAUUUGUGAAGCACCCCGACAGAAGCCAGAUUUAAACCACAUUCUACGUCUCAGCAGUGCAGAAGAACCUCGCUGGUCUUGCCCCCGUUGUACCCUAACCAAUCACCACGGAUUAGUUUCGUGUUCCAUCUGUGGAGCCACGCCGGUAACGCCCAAUGGACCCCGUCCACCUAAGCAGCCCUCGCCCACCCCCGUUGAUCCCGUUUCCAGCCCGGAAGCCAAAGGUCAGGUACCCAACGGGGAGUCUCGUUGUGCGGAGUCCAAUGGGGAGGUGUCUGCAGGAGGGGAGGGGUCUUUGGAGUGGGCGUGUCCACGUUGUACAUUGGUAAACACUCCAGUUGCGAUGUCGUGCUCGGCUUGCGGCGGCCCGCGUAAACUGUCCCUGCCAAAGAUUCCUCCCGAGGCGCUAGUGGUACCUGAAGUACGCACACCUGUCGCUGGGUUUCCGACGCAGACUGCUGGAGCGUCAGCGCCUCUUCUCAUUGAUCUGACCGAGGAUUCUCCACCUCAGGCACCUUCCGAAACCCCAUCGCCACCGAUCAAUCCCAUCCCAUUUCUCCCUCCUUCCUUUUCGUCGCUUCAAAAUAACCCAGUACCUCGCAGUCGAAGGGAAGUCCCACCCCCUGGACGGCCCCCAAACCCAGCCCCUUCUCCCACAUCCCCUUCCACCUGCCCGCCCACCAAAUCCAAACCCCUUCCAACCUCUGAGAAUUACCCAAUUAAGCGGCUCAGCGUGCUGGAGGAGGAGGAGCCUAACAACCCCACCCCACCGGUCACCUCUCCGCCAUCAUGGAAGUGCCCCGGAUGUUCUGCUCCGACUGCUCCUCCUUCGUCCGCCGCAGGUCGCUGCGAUGCGUGCCGAGGGUCUCGGCCAGGUUCGGGUGGCGAUGUCAUCGACGUGAUGGGCGAAUCGGUGCGCUUCACGCCAGCGUCGCCUUCCAGCCCAGAUUUCAGUUCUUGGGCGUGUUCCAAAUGUACAUUAAGGAAUCCGACAGGAGCAGGUCACUGCACGGCCUGCGGAUCCUCCAAACUGCACGGUUUCUCCGAGCCGUCCAGCUGCUCCUCGUGCUCUAGGAUACAACCGCACUCUCAUUCACGUGCCUUUACCUCCACCUCCUCUUCCUCAAUUUCCUCCCCGUCAGCCGGAGGAGCACCGGAGAAGAGUUUGUGCCAGUGGACGUGUCCUGCGUGCACGCUGCUGAACGAGGGCCGGAAGAAACAUUGUGUGGCCUGUCACACGCCGCAGCAGUACCUGAAUCUGAAGAAAACUGGGAAAGCGCUCAAACGCAGGGAGAGCAUGCACGUGGAGGCCCGUAGACGCACGGAUGAGGGAGAGGCCAAGGAAUUAUUGGAAAAUAUUGUCAGCUUCUGUAGAGAGAACGCGGUGAACUUCGUAGAUGACAGUUUUCCUCCAGGUCCACGUUCGGUUGGUUUUCCUGAGAAUGACAGCGUCCAGCAGCGAAUCAAAAAGUGGCUACGGCCCCAUGAGAUUAACUGCAAUAAUUUUAAGGAUCGUGGGGUGAAGUGGUCAGUGUUUAGGACGCCCCGACCUUCUGACAUAUUGCAAGGCCUUCUGGGAAACUGCUGGUUCUUGAGCGCUUUGGCGGUCCUCGCUGAACGACCUGAACUGGUGGAGCGCGUAAUGAUCACCAGAACGAUCUGUCAGGAGGGAGCGUAUCAGGUCCGGCUGUGUAAAGAUGGUACAUGGACCACUGUUCUAGUAGAUGACAUGCUGCCCUGCGAUGAGUAUGGAUUUCUGCUUUUCUCACAGGCUCAGAGAAGGCAGCUGUGGGUCGCUCUAAUAGAAAAAGCUCUCGCGAAGCUCCACGGGUCAUAUUUUGCGUUGCAGGCGGGCCGUGCCAUCGAGGGUUUGGCGACGCUCACCGGCGCCCCCUGUGAAAGUCUAAUGCUGCAGGUCAGCUCAACGAACCCGCGUGAGGAACCCAUCGACACAGAUCUGAUAUGGGCAAAAAUGCUCAGCUCCAAAGAGGCGGGUUUUCUGAUGGGAGCGUCCUGUGGAGGUGGGAACAUGAAGGUGGAUGAUAUGGUUUAUGAAUCUCUGGGGCUCCGCCCACGACACGCCUACUCCAUACUGGAUGUCAGAGAUGUUCAGGGUUACAGACUGCUGCGUCUGAGGAACCCUUGGGGCCGGUUCUCCUGGAACGGUUCCUGGUCUGAUGAAUGGCCGGAUUGGCCGCAGCACCUGCGUCACGAGCUGAUGGCUCACGGCAGUAGUGAAGGCGUCUUCUGGAUGGAAUAUGGAGACUUUAUUAAGUACUUUGACUCAGUGGAUAUCUGUAAGAUUCAUUCGGAUUGGCAGGAGGUUCGUCUGCAGGGAAGUUUCCCCUGUCGAGCCAGCAAACCCAUCACAGUCACGGCCCUUACGGUUCUGGAGCGGACCGCAUUGGAGUUCGCCCUCUUUCAGGAGGGGAGCAGGCGUUCGGAUACGGCCGACAGUCACCUUUUGGAUCUGUGUAUAAUGGUCUUCCGGGCUUCGUUCGGCACUGGUAAUAAACUUGUUUUGGGACGUUUGUUGGCGCACAGCAAGCGAGCGGUGAAGAAAUUUGUGGGUUGUGAUGUGAUGCUGGAGCCGGGCGAGUACGCUGUGGUGUGCUGUGCCUUUAACCAUUGGCAGAUGGAUCUUACGGGUGCUUCGACGCCAGUUUCCAGUCCCACCAAUGUUCGGAGACCUAGUCAGGAUUUCCCAGGUUACAUCUUGGCCAUCUACAGCUCCAGACAGGUGAUGGUGGAGCAGGUGGAGGCCAUGUCAACCACGCUCGCAGACGCCAUCAUCCUACUGACGGAGAACAAGGGAGAGAGACAUGAGGGUCGAGAGGGAAUGACAUGCUACUACCUGACGCAUGGAUGGGCAGGGCUCAUCGUCGUCGUGGAAAACCGUCACCCGAAGUACUACCUCCACGUGUCAUGUGACUGUACCGACAGCUUCAAUGUGGUUUCGACCCGGGGCAGUCUGAAAACCAUAGACAGUGUGCCGCCCUUACACAGGCAGGUACUGGUAGUUCUGUCCCAGUUGGAGGGAAACGCUGGCUUCUCCAUCACACACAGGUUGGCUCAUCGGAAAGCAGCUCAGGCGUCGUUGGGCGACUGGACGUCCAGUAAAGCCACACACUCGCCUCAGCUCACCCCAGAUACUGAUGGACUGCACAGACCACGACCCCUUUGACACACGCUUACACACACACAAGAACUGUCUCCCUUCAUUAAACUGAUGUAGACAAAUGCAGAGCCGUGUUGGCGAACACACACACACACGUAAAGCCCUUGAGAGGGUCUGUGUGGAACUACUGAGCCAAUCACACGCCUGCUUGCUGAGCCAAGACCCGCCCACUGCGAACGCACACAUCAACAUAACCUAACUCUGUCUGCAGCCGACCCUGUGUACGUCUCAUGUUCGCUUUUUAGUUUCUUUCAUGAAUUUUCUGUCUAUUUCAAUGAAAUAAAAGGGUGAAGCUCACAGCAACACUUCACCCCCAAAUCAAAAGAAAUAAGAAAUUGUAUUUAGUCUACAAAGUGCUUUAAUUUACAGCAGUGAGAAUCUGGAAGGAUAGCAUAGUUUUAUGACCUAUUUAGCAAUUUCUUAUUUCGUGCUUUGCUUUGGGGGUAAACCGUGACCCGGACUGAAUGGGUUCUGGAUGAGAUUCAGCCGGUAAAGAACAGGAUUUUACUGUCGGUUAUGGGUGAAAUGUUUUGCAUGUUGGGUAAUGUAUGGACAUAUGAUAAUACUUGAUUCUGGUGGAUGGGAACACGCGUGCCGGUGGACUUUAUCUGUGUAAACCAUCUCUUUUAAUUUAUUUAUUUAGUGUUUUAGUAAAGUUAAAGCUUUCCAAGAAAAGCACAAGACAAGCUGCUGGGAGAAAUAACCGAUCGGUCCAUUCGUUUUACAUCACUGAAUGUGAUGAUGUCAGAACCCGCUGGAAUCUGAUUGGUCGGUCGUUCGGCUGUCAGUGUAUGUUCAUUUAUUUGUGUGGUUUCUCUGCAUCUUGUGUAUUUUUUUCUGUAUGUUGUGUAGGUCUGUGUCGCCCCCUGUUGGUGUUGGUCUGAUCAACACACACACACACAUAAACACACACUAUCUGUCUUUCUUUUGUAUAUUGUACAGAGCUGAUUUCCUCCGCAUCCAAGUACUCGCUGUAAUUACACAAAUAGCUGAUGGACGAGAGGACCAUAUGUAGAAUAUUUUAUUGAGUUUCUGAGAUAAAAAGAAAAGACAAAUGUAUAAAAGUUUAAAAUCUGUCUGGUUCAUUUGCAAUCUCAGGUUCUGUUGGACCAAAUGACAAAUAAAGUUCUUUUGUUUCAUUUUUUUAAAUCAAGAAA
Messenger RNA from Misgurnus anguillicaudatus (oriental weatherfish), 5391 nucleotides. It is a transcript of the gene capn15, whose product is annotated as calpain 15. Gene Ontology annotation, biological process: proteolysis. Gene Ontology annotation, cellular component: cytoplasm. NCBI's taxonomy places the organism in Eukaryota, Metazoa, Chordata, Actinopteri, Cypriniformes, Cobitidae. The record is from RefSeq and is a predicted model, not a curated record. Gene Ontology annotation, molecular function: calcium-dependent cysteine-type endopeptidase activity.